CCCCAGCCUCGCCCUGAGCCCUCCCCGGGGGGCCGGGGGGGUCCUCAGGGGGCCGGGGCACGGAGGGGUUUGGGGGGCCGGGGGGGGCGGCAGCCCGGGGCAGUGCAUGGCACGGGCACCCUCCCUUCCACCCCUCUCCUUUCCAUCCCCCCCUUUUUCCACUUUUUAAUUUUUUUUUUUUACUUGGAAUAACUCGCACCGUCACUUUUCAACUUUAAAAUUUUAUUUUUUUUAUUUUUUUUGGGGUGUGUUUUAAAACGUUUCAACUCCUCGGCAGCGGGGACACCGGGACCGUCCAGCAGCGGGGCCAUGCACUGAGUCUUGUGAAGAAAACAGUCUAAAGACAAUUCAUGUGUGACCCCGACCGCAACUGAUGAGCCAGAGCAAUGGAAUAUAUAGACAGCUACCUGGAUACUGAUCCGGAUUCAAGUAGAUAUGCAAACAGGAUUUCCAAGGCUGAAGUGGGUGGAGAGAGUAUCAAAAUAGUGAAACAUGAUCAUAAUGAGCACGGCAUCUAUAGUUAUGAAGUCCCCAAUGAACAGGAAGAAGAACCCACAGAUGAGAAGACCAAAGUCAAGAAGAUCUGGAAUUCUGUUAGGCAAAAGAAAGGACCCUCUAUUAAUAAAACAAGACCCCAGUCCAUGGUCAUACUAGAGGAUACCUAUAAGGCCUCAAAAGAAAAAAACUCACCCUUCGGGGAUGGGGUGAGAAAGCCAGCAAGCUCCACGAUGCCUAAUAAUAUAGAUUUCAGAGGAUUCGGAGAAAAGGCUGCUUCUGCCACCAAGAAGCAGGACAAUUCAGCCAACUUGCAAAGAACAUUCAUCAAGGGGAUUAAGAAAAUGGGUAAAAAUCAGAGGCUCUCUCGCUACUCAGGUUCAACAGCCAUUGAGUUGAAAGACGUUGAUGCCAAUGAAACUAAAUGUCUCAGGGAUAUUAUUGUCCCCGGUGAAGAGGAUUGUACUAACUACUAUAAAAUACGAGCUAGAAAGAGCAAGUCUUUGAAUUUUGAAAACUUUAUUAAGAGUCAUUCAGAUACAGAAGGGGAAAAUGAAAAGAGGGGUACUGUGCCCCCACGGGAGAGCAGCAGAAGAAGAAGCUUUCAGCUCUUCAGAUAUACGAAAGAAAAUUCAUUAACUGGCAAAGGUGAUUUAAGGCUUCCAGAUGAAAGAGUUGAAACCAAUUUCCAGAACUUAGGAAAUAAAACUUACCAUUCCACUUCUUCUUUGUACUUUGAUAUGAAAUAUGAAGAGACUUUUAGCCAGCAGAAGAAAUCACUCACUGUAUCCAGAGCCCCUUGCUUUCUGGGAGUUAAAAAGUUAUUCACCAGUGUGGCCAAGGCAACUCGGAAGCUGCGAGGCUCCUCAAAAUUGUUUUCACCUGAUGAAGAAAGGUCUUGGAGGAGUUUCCAAAGCAGGAGACAGGAUGCCACCUCCCAGAGAGAGGACUUGGAUAUGGAGAAUGAGAGUGCAAGAGCUUCCACCAGGGUGGGAGCACAUCUGCAGUCCCCAGAUUUAGGCAUAUUCAAUAACCAGGACUGUGAGAGCUCAGCAUGUAAGAAGUUCGUGCAGCAUUGCAAAGCCACAGAAAUGUCUCAAGACCUUGGCUCCUCUGUCCUGGACAGCGAGCAUGAUUGCUAUAACAAAACACUGGUUUCUUCCUUUGGGCCAGAACCGCCUGUCUCCCAGCUGCCAGAGCUCUCAGGUGACUCUGUCACUGUGCUAAAUGCUAAAGAAACCUCUGAGGAUGUAAUUGAAACUCCACAGGCAGAUUUGAUGAAAGGACUUGAGGACUUGCUCCGUCCUGUGGAGCAUGAACUCUUGGAGAGGCACUCUAAAUUACAAAUGGACAAUGAGCCACAGUCUGAAGAUCUUGCUGUGAAAAACCUGGAUCCUGAGGAGCUGGGCCUUUCUCCAGCUGUUAGUGGUGACUUUUCUGUAGUGAACACCAAGGCGCUGAUCCACCUGCCACAGGUGAUUCUGCCUGAACUUGAAGCUGACGAUGUGUCUUGUGCUUUGGUAGUUUCUGAAGAGGUGGCUUCAUCUGCAGCUGCUGCAGAGGAGCUUUUGAAGACAGAAGUGGAUAUGCAGGACUCGAGAAAUCCUGACUUGCCUUUGCAGGACAUGUCUACAGAUGAUGUGAAGAUUCAAGACCUGGUCAGUACUCCGGAGAAAGUACAGGAUGUGGGCAUAGACGGGCCACGUUCUGAAGAUCUUCCUGUGAAUAAUCUGGAUCCUGAGGAGCCGUGCCUUUCUCCAGCUGCUAAUGAUGAUUUUUCUGUAGAGGCUCAUUCCAAAUGUGCUGCAGAUGAACAACUGGUUGUCAUGCCUGCUGAUCUCAGCGUGAAGAAGCACAGAGAAAGUUCAGCUGUAGAACAAAACGCCGUAAUGCUUCAUGACAAAGAAUACUUUCACUGCGAUGACUACUGCCCUUCAUUGUAUAUGACCUCCGGACUGUGCAAGGAAGGAGAGAUGGUGUCUUCUACUUCUCAACUGUCCGUGCAAAUGCCUUCCAACAAUGUCACUAUGGAGAGAUCUUCCUCCAGUUCCCUAAUCCUGAACAUCAUCAGGGAGAUGGAGGAGGCAGAGAGGAUGUGUGGCAAACCACGCUAUUUGAAACGGAGAAUUGCUGAGAAUGAUCUGCCUUCAAAGACUGUGGAGGUGUACAAGAACAGUAACAGUAGACGUCGAUGGACCUUAUUCAGGCAUGGAACUGUGAAGCUGAAGUAUUCGCUGAUCAGUGGUGGUUCUACUGUACGUGCUGAGGCAGUAUGGGAUCACGUCACCAUGGCCAACCGGGAGUUGGCAUUUAAAGCAGGAGACGUUAUCAAGGUUCUUGAUGCUUCCAACAAGGACUGGUGGUGGGGUCAGAUUGAUGAUGAAGAAGGAUGGUUUCCCGCCAGUUUUGUAAGGCUCUGGGUGAAUCAAGAAGAUGGCGUGGAGGAGGGAACCAGCGACGUGCAGAACGGCCACUUGGAUCCCAACGCCGACUGCCUCUGCCUCGGCCGGACCGUCCAAAACCGAGACCAGAUGAGAGCCAACGUCAUCAACGAGAUCAUGAACACGGAGCGCCACUACAUCAAGCACCUCAAGGACAUCUGCGAGGGUUACUUGAAGCAAUGCCGGAAGAGACGGGAUAUGUUCAACGAUGAACAGCUAAAGAUCAUCUUUGGUAACAUUGAAGAUAUCUAUAGAUUUCAGAUGGGUUUUGUCCGGGAUUUGGAGAAACAGUACAACAAAGAAGAUCCCCAUCUCAGUGAAAUUGGACCGUGUUUCCUUGAACACCAAGAUGGCUUCUGGAUCUACUCGGAGUACUGUAACAACCAUUUGGAUGCAUGCAUGGAGCUUUCCAAGCUGAUGAAAGACAGCAGGUACCAGAAUUUCUUCGAAGCGUGUCGUCUGUUGCAGCAGAUGAUUAAUAUUGCCAUCGACGGUUUCCUUCUGACGCCAGUGCAGAAGAUUUGCAAAUACCCCCUGCAGCUCGCAGAGCUCCUCAAGUACACUGCACAGGAUCACAGUGACUACAGGUAUGUGGCUGCUGCUCUUGCCGUCAUGAGGAACAUGACUCUACAGAUCAACGAGCGGAAGCGGAGACUGGAGAACAUUGACAAGAUAGCUCAAUGGCAGGCCUCCGUUCUGGACUGGGAGGGAGACGAUAUCUUGGACCGCAGCUCAGAGCUGAUCUACACGGGAGAGAUGUCCUGGAUUUACCAGCCUUAUGGACGGAACCAGCAGCGUGUUUUCUUUCUCUUUGAUCACCAGAUGGUUCUCUGCAAGAAGGACCUGAUACGGAGAGAUAUUCUGUAUUACAAAGGUCGCAUAGACAUGGAUAAAUACGAAGUGGUGGAUAUAGAAGACGGACGAGAUGAUGACUUCAAUGUGAGCAUGAAGAAUGCCUUCAAACUUCAUAACAAGGAGACUGAGGAAAUGCACUUAUUCUUUGCCAAGAAACUGGAGGAGAAGUUGCGAUGGCUCAGAGCUUUCAGAGAAGAAAGGAAGAUGGUUAAAGAAGAUGAAAAGAUAGGCUUUGAAAUUUCUGAAAAUCAAAAGCGGCAAGCGGCAAUGACAGUAAAGAAAGUCAGUAAGCAAAAAGGAUCCAAGGAGAAGCACAAGACAGACAGAGCAGAGAGCUCGCGGAAUUGCUCAGAAGAGAAAGAUAGGAGGAGGACAUCCCAGAGAGGUGUGAGCUGCUCCAAGUCGGUUCCUCCAGCCUACCCACCACCCCAGGAUCCAUUAAAUCAGGGACAAUACAUGGUGACAGAUGGCAUAUCCCAGGCCCAGGUCUUCGAGUUCACCGAACCCAGACGCAGCCAGGCACCAUUCUGGCAAAACUUCAGCAGGUUAACACCAUUCAAAAAAUAAUACCUAGAAAGAUGGUGAAUUUUAACUUAAACCAGUUUAAAAUUAAAAAUAAAAUGAAGUAAAAUUAUAUUUAUAGAUGGACCUUUUUUCGGAGAAGCACUGUUGCAACUAAAUAUAUACAUAUAUAUAUAUAUACAUACAUAUUUAAAAAUAAUAUAUAUACAUAUAUGUAUAUAUACAGAAGGACCAAAAACUUUUUUGUUGUUUUUGGGAAGCAAUCUGCUACUAGAUACUAGGAAGCACCAAUGAUUUCUAAUCAUGUGACCUAUUUUAUUUUAUUUUAUUCCAUUGGUCGGACAUUGUGUUUUUUUUUCUUUUCUUCUUCAUCUUCAUUCAAGUUGUCAUUGGCAUCCCAGAAUGCUUUCCUGCUUGUGUGAAUUCGUCAUCGAAGUUUCUCAUGGACUACAUUGGUGUAUGUUGUUUGAUUUUUAUUUAUGGGGGGUUUGUUUGUUUUUUGGAUCGCUGGGAGAUCGCUCCCUCCCUCUCCGUCCCUUCCUUGGCUGUCCCCGGAGUCACCAUUUCAACGAAGAGCAUCGACCCUCCCCGUCCCUGUCCUGCAUCCUCUGGUCUGACUCGUGCCUGUCUGGAUGUGCUCCCUUGUGCACCAUGCUCUGCUGCGCAGUAUUUCUCUGGCUUUAACUCUUUUUGUUGUGUGCAGGUGAAAACGAGCAGAAGGGGUAGCAGCUAUUUAGGAAGUGAGAGAUGGGUUUUCCUCAGUUAAUUUCUUGCACUUUUUAAAGCACUAUCUUUUUCUCAAUUCAGUGUGAUUUGUUCACACUCGGCGUAAGACUGAGAAAAGAAUUCUGGGGGCUUUUCUUUCUUUUGCAUUUUAUUUAUUUUUUUGUUUUCUGUGGGGCUAUCUUUGAUUUUGAUUUGUUUUCUUUUUAAGCUGAGACACAACUCUCUGAAAAGCCCACUCCUAUCUUUGUUUUCCAUGCAAAGAUAAAAGCUUAAAAACUGACGGCUUCAUGCCCUCCAUUCCAGCUAGAGGAAAAUUGGCUAUUAGGCUCCAACAAAUGGCCAGUUUUCUUUCUUCAGGAACUAAGGUCCCAUCCUGGUGGCCACACUCACGCCUGCACAGUACUGCAUUAACAAACCACUAAUUGCUAUUUACAGGAGCAAUGAUCCCAAAAGAGAGGGCCAUGCCUGCACUACUCUUGCGUUUAAGAACGCCGGCUCCACUUGGGCACUGACCUCCCAGGCAAAACAUGAGCUGUGUUCAUGAGUAGUGACCCGUCAGCAGCAGGAUCAUUGCCCAAGUAAUUGGAAGUAUUUACCUGAUAUUUAAUGCAUCCAAGCUGCAGAGCAGUUGAGAACUGCCUUUCAGGAAAGAUGUGGAUGUGACCUGAGAAGUUUAGCCCUGUGAUCAUGGGUAUGACCUAAUCUAAAUCCCCGCUCAGUUAAAUCUGAACUGCAGCGAUGGUCAGCAGGGGUGCAUCAGGGUCAGUGGGCUCUGGAGUGAUUAGCUGAAUUCUCCAGGUCUCUUUCUCUCUCUUUUUCUCACUCUGGAGAUUCAUAGCUGUACUUUCAAAGACAUUUCCUACAAUUUCAGCCUUAACUACAUUUGUAUGCAAGCGCAAAAACUUAUGUUUGAGCUUGUAAAACAAAUCAUUGUGCACUAGGAUGAUUUUUUUUUCCCUAUGACAACUGAGAUUGUUUAACCAGGUUCAGAAGAUGAACUUCAAAAACGUUGCAGAGCUAUUCUGCAAGCUCCUUUGAAAACGGGGGAUGAAAUAAUAGAUCAUGGUAUUUAUCAUUUUCUUUUGAAUUUGGUACACCAUAUAAACACCUCAGGCCAGUAGUGUGGAUAAACAUUUUUUUUUUCUUCACACAAGAACUACAAGAAAAUGGCAAAAGCAGAGAGUGCGAUUUCAGUAUUUCUGUGGAGCCUGUUUUCUUUCAGGGCAUGUUACAAGGCAGCGAAUGUAUUUUUUAUUUAAGUACAAAAAUAAUCUCAGCACCUUUUAGUAACCUAGAAACUCUCACUGAACAACACCAGAUUAGCAUUUUGGAGCAGAAGAGUGGCCCCUCUGUGAUAGGCAACAGCGAAACACUGGGAACCCCAAACAGGAGGCAGUGCAAUUUUCUAUCGGAAGUAAUUCCUAUGCUCUUUUGUACCUUUGCAUUUUUAUGCUCAGAUUUUCAUAUUGAAAAUGUAGCAAUUAUUAUUUUGUUUGUUUAACGGAAUGGGUAUUUAGAGAAGUGAAUGAGACUGAUUUGCAGAAGUUAACUGAAAUGUUUUACUGUUUCUGUAUGGCUGGAGAGAGAUGCAGAGAGAGAGAGAAAGAGAGAGAUUAUAAUCUGUUGUCAACAUGAUGGAAAUUUCACUUAUUCCUUUGCCUUUUAAUUGCUUAGGGAAAAAAAGUAACAAGCACAUUAGUUAAGCCUGUUCAUUUACUGUUUUGUGCCUCAGAGAGUGAGAAUGAGACAUCCAUAAUUUUUAUGAGAAGAUGCUUCCUAAAUAUUCAGCACUAGGAAAAAAGAAACACCACCGCCACACCAUUAUUUGCAUCAUAAAUCAAGACUCGCUUGAUCUGACAAGGCCACUUGUUGGACUCACAGCUUCUUUCUUAAGUGGAAAGCCAAACCAAGCUAGCGCUGCUAGCGCUUGCCGAAGCCAGGUGGCAGGCAAAGCAGAUGCAGGCGUUGUUCCAGAGGGAAGAGGGGCUUGGCUCUCAGGCAUGGCACUCAAGAAAGCUCUUCCCCUCCAUAAAUUGCCAAGGUGCUGCAAGAGAUGGAGCAUUAUCACAAAGAAGAACCAGCACUGGGUCCCACUUUUACUACCUACUGUGGCUUUCCCACUAGGGAGCAGGGUUGGGCUGCCUCGUGUGUCUGAAAGUGCUGGAAGCAGCGUAGACGCUGUCAGAUUGGGGUGAUUUUGACUGAGCAUCUGAUACAGACUUUCAUUUCAAUGCCAGACAGGAGGAACCCACUUUCCAUUCCAUAUGCAGAAACAAGAGAGUUGUAACAAACUUACAUGUUUACGGUAUUUCUCUGGCUGAAACUAUAUAUAUAUAUAUAAAAUAAAAAUACCCUCUUCCCUAGGUAAAUGACAUGCAUUACCCCUUGACCUAGACACUAGAACAGAGGAUCUAAAUUCAAGACUUUCGCCUCCCCACCCUCUCCAAAAAGAUCAAACAAGAAUCAACCUAGGUGCAUCUAACAGUUGUAAAUAGAAAAUAAUACAUAGAGAAAUAUAUUUGAAAUUUGUUUCAGUUUCUGGAUGGUCACCGGCCGUCCAUUGCAAUGUUAUUGAUAGUACACUGUGGUGCUUUGGGUUUCUGGUUUUGUUCUCUUUAUGCUCUGUCAUCUUUUCAUUGCAGCUACAUUUCAGGGAACAUGUAUAUUUAGUAGCUAUUGUAAGUUCUGCAUGGCAUCACCAAGCUUAUUUUUCCUUGAGAAGAAAAGAAGAGUCUGUAGGAGUUUAAAGGCACUAUGAUGACAGGGACUUGUAGCAGAGAAUUAAAAAAAAAAAAAAAAAAGGGUUUUAAAAUUCUAGUUUGAAGCCAAAUACUGAUAUUUUAGUGCUUUUGGGGUUUUAACAGUAAGAGAAAAAAAAAAGAAAAAAAAAAAGAAAAAAAAAAAGGAUUUUGGUAACCCAGCUGAUCCGCACUUGCCAGUUUUAUUAUUUUGUUUAUAUUGGACUGUUUGACCCUGUCAAACAAGUGUCAAAGUUGUGUGUAUAAAACAAACAAAAAAAAGUGUUUAAAAAAGUGUUGUAAAGACACUGAGCCUUAUGAAAAUAUUUAUGGAAUUAAAUAAAAAGAAGUGAAAAGGCA
Messenger RNA from Anas platyrhynchos (mallard), 8137 nucleotides. It is a transcript of the gene ARHGEF9, whose product is annotated as Cdc42 guanine nucleotide exchange factor 9. NCBI's taxonomy places the organism in Eukaryota, Metazoa, Chordata, Aves, Anseriformes, Anatidae. The record is from RefSeq and is a predicted model, not a curated record. Gene Ontology annotation, molecular function: protein binding; guanyl-nucleotide exchange factor activity.